This is a messenger RNA of Fusarium pseudograminearum CS3096, 1824 nucleotides long. RefSeq lists its product as uncharacterized. Gene Ontology annotation, molecular function: DNA-binding transcription factor activity, RNA polymerase II-specific; zinc ion binding; transcription cis-regulatory region binding. Lineage: Eukaryota; Fungi; Ascomycota; Sordariomycetes; Hypocreales; Nectriaceae. The transcript has 6 exons. The record is from RefSeq and is a predicted model, not a curated record. Gene Ontology annotation, cellular component: nucleus. The coding region runs from base 1 to 1824 and encodes 607 amino acids. Gene Ontology annotation, biological process: regulation of DNA-templated transcription.
AUGACCGGCAAAAGAACACAAGAUAAAGACAAUUCUUCGCGAGUGCCUGCAUCUGGGCAGGAUCUAACUGCACCGGCACAAGGAGACAAUGAACCUGCCAAAAAGCGACGUCGUCGAAUCCUCUCCUGCGAUGCUUGUCGACGACUCAAGACGAGAUGUGAAAUUGAGUAUGGCUCAGAUACUUGCUCGAGGUGUCGAAACCUGAGAAUUACCUGCUUGAAAAGCGAUGAUCUUGAGAAGCCGAAUGGAUCCAACGAGACCAAUGCAAAUACACAGCCAGAUCUCGUGAAAAGUCUUCAUGAAAAGGUUAUGAAUCUUGAGAGCUCGAUGCAGGAAAUGAAAACCCAAUUAGCAAAGCUCCAGUCCCAGCCCCAGAGAGAACCGAUACAGCCACGAACAGAACAGCAAAUUAUCUCACUUGCCAUAUCAUCCAAUGAUCGAGCCCUAGUUGAACAAGUCGAACCGGCGGACCAACACGUUCAUGCUGCUCCUGCCGAAGUUAUCAGAAGGGUGGCUUGUCAAGUAGUAGGGGACUAUAGAAGAGCCUUCCAUACCAAAGAAGACGUUGUGUCGAUAGGGAUGCUAAGCGCUGCAACUGCAGACUCUCUAGUCAAAGCCUUCAUAAAACGGCGUCGACAUGUCCUUUUCAUAGACAGCGAGAGCGAUUUGGUCACAAGAGGGACUUUGAUCCAGACCUCACCAUUUCUUCAUGCUGUGUGCUGCACACAUGAGAUGAGAUAUACAUACCGGAACCAACCGGAUGCUUUGAAGCACAGGCAAGUGUACGAACACUGCGAAGCGGAGUAUGUUGAUAGCUGGUUAUUGAGUGGACAUUGCGCCCAACAAGCCAUGCUAUGUAUCCAGUUCUCAGACAUCAUCAAACGAAAUAGUGCUGGUACUUCUACAAUGAUUGAUCUUCGUUCGAUACGACUUUGGGCCAACGUUUGCUUGGUGCACCUGCAUUGGUCGGCUACUACAGGAAGACCGUCGAUCCUUCCAGGAUCCUAUUUCAGCCAAUGCAGAAAUAUUCUCAACUUUGAGCAGACAACAAUACGUGAUGCUAUGCUACUCGCUGAGAUAUCUCUAUACUGCACACUCCAGAAGACCGGCUGCGGGAAGCCUGACUUCGCCAGUGAUGGCAGCUGUGAAAAGUUCACUCCCUGGAACCAUAAAUGGGGAUAUCUUCUUGAACUCCCUACAGGUCUCAUACUAAACCUUAGUUAUUGGAUUGCAAACAUGAUCUUGGCUAAAAGAUCUCUGGAUGAAAUCGAAGCUCUCGCCCUCAGCGCUCCUACAUCUGCUUCCCCACAGACACCCCAUGGAAGCACAGCACAAUUCCAAGCCAUACCAACAAAAGACCUGCAAGACCGCGUAUACGAGCUGAGCUUUCGAGUAACCCUGGCUUUCGUAAGGAUUCCCAGCUCAAGCUCAGGAGACCUGCCCGAGUUUCAUUCCUUGUGCGUUGCCUACUCCAUGCUCAUCUUAUGUCAGUACGAUGAGCUGCCAUCUUCGAUACCCCACACCGAACUCUUUUCUGUUUUGAGCGAAGUGAAGCGCCGCUGUAGUGAAUCAAAUUCAUACUCUGUGGCAGUCGAGUUCAGUGCUGAGAGGGCUUUGGAGAGGCUUCGUGCAGAUGCUCAUCCUCUUACCACGGCAGAAUCAAUGGGACAACAAACACAGCUUAAUGGCCCUCCGAACCAGUCUCAGAAUUCUGGAAUAAACAAGUCAAAUGUGAACAUCAAUGAGGCCGGGCUCGAUAAUCUCGACUUUUUCUUCAACGGGGGCUACUUGGAUAUUCUGGAUAUUGACAACUUUCUUCUUUAA